Adineta ricciae is the source of this 987-nucleotide messenger RNA. NCBI's taxonomy places the organism in Eukaryota, Metazoa, Rotifera, Eurotatoria, Adinetida, Adinetidae. The record is from the annotation of a GenBank genome assembly.
AUGAUGGACAGUGCUGAAGCAAGUGAUAUCCAAAUAACUUUCCUAUUGAUCAAUCAUUGGCACUACCCAGGUUAUUAUGGUGUGGUCGGUUCCGGCGGCAAGGACUUUGGCGGAACCUGCUGGAGUUGGCGUAAACUGUGCCCGAACCGACUCAGAUUUCAACGGAUCCAGUUGCCGGAAUGGUCGACCUGGGAUAUAUAUGCUUUGCAACAAUUCCAAAAUGUCAACCAAGAAUUGCAAAGCAUCAAGGCCGAAUUGAAAAAAGCAACGGGAAGCUCAACACCGCCGGGUGAAACGGUGACGAAUAUACAAUCGCCAUUAGAACCCAGCCGUCCAUCUUCAUCUCCAAUGUCUUUCGAUGUAGACAAUCAUCUCUUCAAAUUAAUAAGCGUGAUGAUGAUGACAAUGACCCAAUGCUCAUUCUCUCCAUGCGAUUUACAUUUUGGUGCGAAAAAUCAAACUAAUGAAGAUAGAUUACUCCUGUAUACACAACUGGAUGGUAUUUAUCUACUUCAAGAACAAGUCAAUAAUCCAUUAGGACGUGAUGAGAGAAAAACUACUGACAAGGUGGUUUUAUCAAUUGUUUAUCAUGGUGAAUGUCCAUCGUCACCUUUUCUAUCGACGACGUUAGGUAUAACUGGUGCAGUAGGUGUGAUUUUAAGCAUCCUUGCUGCAGUUAUUCAUCGGUAUGAUGCAUAUGAUGGUACGAAUAGAUGGAAUCUGUAUGUCACAUGUCUAUUAUUGAUUUAUUUAAUUGGAUCACGAGUUGUUGUCAGUAUCUUUGCAUUUCGACUGGCAUCGCGAAGAUUGGAUGAAAUUCAGUGUGCAGCAGUACUAUACUGGUGUUCGACAUUUCUGAUCAUUAUAUCUUACAGUAUCAUCAUAAUUACAUCAUGUCUCUUGGUCAAGUUGGUUUUACUACAACGGCGAGAUAGCUUCUAUCAUAAACCGACUGACACUAAACCUUCCAGCCUGUUGGAAGUGUAA